This is a messenger RNA of Beta vulgaris subsp. vulgaris (sugar beet), 756 nucleotides long. RefSeq lists its product as uncharacterized. The coding region runs from base 145 to 756 and encodes 203 amino acids. Lineage: Eukaryota; Viridiplantae; Streptophyta; Magnoliopsida; Caryophyllales; Amaranthaceae. The record is from RefSeq and is a predicted model, not a curated record. The transcript is spliced from 3 exons.
UUUAAUAUGUUUUUAAUUUGAAGCUUUUUCCAAAUUGAUUAAUUAUGUGAUUUUCAAUAUUUUGUACUACGGUUUUAUAAUUUGUUUAUGAUUAAUUUCAUAGUUUAUUGAUUAUAAUAUGUUAUUACUUUCAAGCUUUUGCAGAUGUCAUCAGGUACCGGAUCCGGAGGUGGUCCUCGUGAUGGGGGUAGUGAGCCUCAGCCUGAGCGUGAUGGCGAGUUGGAGAGGGACGAGGAUAAUCAUGAGGCUGGGGUAGGUGACAAGAAAAAGGAGUUGGAUCCCAAUGGACUUUGGUUUGAAGACAAUGGAGUCAUUCGCAACAUGACUAAAUGCUUCAAGCAACAUUUCCAUCAUCCAUGGAGGAACUAUUCGCAGGUUGAUGACGAUACAAAAAACCUUUGGUUCUCUAUUUUCAAGGGCUCAUAUAAAUGGAGGGAGGAGCUUCAAUCCCAAGUGAGGUCUACAUAUGACAGGAAAAUGGCCAAAAGAUUGAAAGAUAAUCACCACUCGAUAGUAAAGAAGAAGGGUGGUGUUUGUCCGACAUGGUUGUCUCUGAGCAUUCACGAGCAGAUGAUGAAGAAUGCUCAAGACAAGGAGUUCAAAGCACGAUCUCAGAAGGCUAGCAAGAACCGGCGAGGAGGUGACUUGACUAGCAGCAUACCUCCUUCUCAUGUCCAGGGCUCUAUUUCCUCAGCAGAGCGCGCCAAGAGAUUGGUAAGUGUAACUUGUUUGAAUACAUUUAAUACAAAAACUUGA